AUGCCGCCACUCUCCGCUCCCUCUCCGCCCCGCCACUACAAAAACACAUCGCAAUCACAUAGUAGAAUGCCUUCAGGAACUAACCAAGAAGAAGGGCAACUGCAGAAAGGCGGGCGAAUAUCAAAUCCGCAACGUCUCUUAAUAGUGACGCCCAACAUACACUCGCAUUCUACCAUCCCGUCCUUUCUACACAACUUGACUGGUGUACAGGUUUCCCCACAGAGACCGCAGAAUGAGCCCUCAACGGAAGACGACAAUCAAUCUCAUGGCGCAACGUUCGCCGGUUAUACCACCCACUCGCCCUUACAACUAAACACAAAGUACUACUCUGCAGAUAUACCAAUAUGGGUGGAUGAAAUCCCUAUUCCUACAGAAACCCCGUCGUCUACCACCCCAUCAUCCCAAUCGCAACAAGAACAUGAUACUCCGUCCACCUGGUCCCUCACGUUCCUCGCCCCAGCCGCUGCAGAGGUCCGCUCCGCCAUUGGUGCAGUCAUAAUUCUCCUCCAAAAACCCGCCACUGUGAGCCCUGCUAUCCCAAGCAGUGAGGCGAGUGAAGAAAGGGAUCGGGUGCGUGGCGAAGUAGCCGCGCUGAAAGACAUUGUGAAAGCCGUAGCUGAUGUGAGGAGGAAGAUUGGAGAGGAGAGGGGAGAGGGCAGCUUCGGUGAAGUACCGGGGAUGGUAGUGCUCGUUGGCAGUGAUGAAGAAAAACUAAGCAAGAAAUCAUCGGAAACUAUUGAAAAUGAUGAGAUUAUAGGGCCUGAAAUGGUUGAGUAUGGUGUGAGGUGGUGGGAUGAAGAGCUAGCGGAUAUGGGGAUAUACGAAUUUGAGGUUCUAAACUGGGAUCCAGCUAUUGCUAGUAGCAGGAAGGAGGAUGAGGAGGAGGUGAAGAAGAGGAAUGAGUUUGGUGAGCUAGAGGGGAUGCCCAGGAUACGGGAGGUGCUGGAAGCCAAUGAAUGGGCAAUGGCUUCUAGCCAUGAAGAUGCUACUGAUCUAUCUUCAAGCAUGUUGGAAGAUAUAGAGGAAGGAGGGCUGGGGUUUGAGGUUGGUGAGUUGGAGCGAGAGAUGUUGGGAUUACGCAUGGCCAUCGAAAGAGGCGGAGACGAUGGUGCGGAAGAUGAUUUUGAAGAGGAUGAUCUCCAAGUAGAGCAGCUGGAAGCGUUGAUGCAGAGGGUACAAGCCAUACGCGAUAUGGGAGCAGAGCUACCUGAAUCCGAGAGAAAAAAGUUUGCUGCAAAAGCAAUCAGGGAUAUCAUGGAGGACCUGUGA
Messenger RNA from Ophidiomyces ophidiicola, 1269 nucleotides. RefSeq lists its product as uncharacterized. Gene Ontology annotation, biological process: vesicle-mediated transport. The record is from RefSeq and is a predicted model, not a curated record. The coding region runs from base 1 to 1269 and encodes 422 amino acids. The transcript is spliced from 4 exons. Gene Ontology annotation, molecular function: protein-macromolecule adaptor activity. NCBI's taxonomy places the organism in Eukaryota, Fungi, Ascomycota, Eurotiomycetes, Onygenales, Onygenaceae.